Messenger RNA from Aspergillus steynii IBT 23096, 489 nucleotides. RefSeq lists its product as uncharacterized. The record is from RefSeq and is a predicted model, not a curated record. The transcript has a single exon. NCBI's taxonomy places the organism in Eukaryota, Fungi, Ascomycota, Eurotiomycetes, Eurotiales, Aspergillaceae. The coding region runs from base 106 to 447 and encodes 113 amino acids.
AAGCGGCUUGCAGGCAACCGUAUUCCAAUUCUCUGUCUUGCAUGAUUGAUCCAACUAGGUGCAUUUGUACAUAGCAGCACUGGUGUUUAGACCGUGAAUAAAUUAAUGAACGACUCGGGCGCUUUUUUCCCUUUUUUUCUUUUUGCCUCCUUUUUCCCCUCCCUAUUAUUACCCUCUUUCAGCCUAGUCGCACGAAGUACGUAUGUUUGCUUCUGCUCCAAUUCCCAAACCACCGCCCUCAACCCCUUUCCCCCUCCCCACCGGCAUCGCAUUCCCCUCAUCCUCAUUGGCCUCGACGCACGGGGAUCCAUCACUCGAGACCCGAUAUGCGAUCGACCUGCAGCCGUCUCCCGCGACACAGCAUAUGGCAGGUCUCGAUGCGGUGCGGAUAGACACGCAGCAUCUCGCUCUGAGUGGAGCGCGCAGAAGUACCAGAUGACACGUUGACCAAUGAGCACGGUCUUGCUGCGUUCUUAAGCUCCUCCGGUA